GAAUCAUGCAAACGGUGUAAAGGAACAAGAGGAAUAACACGAGUAGACACAUUCACCUGCAGACGCCUCCUCCAUAUAUACCAAGUACCAAGUCUCAACUCCAAACCAAGUAAUCCCGGCCAAAUCUGAUUCACGUGAUACUCGUCUAACGCCCGUGGACCGCCUCUGCACCUUAAACACAGUUGAGGUUCCCAAGAGUUGCGAUAUCUUACUCUACAACCACAACCAUACGCCAUCGAAAAGGAUAACCAAGAGGUAUCAUACAAAUCCCGCCUAAAACAACAUACCUUUGAACAACCAGCCGCAAAUAUGAAUCCCGAAUACGAUUACCUCUUCAAGCUCCUCCUUAUCGGUGAUUCCGGUGUAGGAAAGUCCUGCCUGUUGUUGCGAUUCGCAGAUGACACUUAUACCGAGAGUUACAUCUCGACUAUCGGUGUUGAUUUCAAAAUCCGCACGAUCGAGUUGGACGGCAAGACCGUCAAGCUACAAAUUUGGGAUACCGCUGGACAAGAGCGUUUCCGUACCAUCACAUCCUCGUAUUACCGAGGUGCUCACGGUAUCUGCGUUGUCUACGAUGUUACCGACAUGGACUCGUUCAACAACGUCAAGCAAUGGCUACAAGAGAUCGACAGAUACGCAACAGAGGGCGUCAACAAGUUGCUCGUAGGCAACAAGAGUGAUAUGUCAGACAAGAAGGUUGUCGACUACACCGUCGCAAAGGAAUUUGCUGACAGUCUCGGCAUCCCAUUCCUCGAGACUUCCGCCAAGAAUGCCAGCAAUGUCGAGCAAGCUUUCUUGACUAUGGCCCGCCAAAUUAAGGAAAGAAUUGGCACAACCACCGCAAACAACAAGCCAGCGGUGCAAGUCGGACAGGGACAAGGGGUACAAUCGGGGUCUGCUGGUGGAUGCUGUUAGAUGGUGUUAUUUGUCGAUCGGUCGCACCUAAUCUGGGUUCUUGAAGAACCUAGAAUGUCACGAACUUCUGCUUCCCUUUUCUUAUUAUCCGCAUUAGACUGAUGGUCCCUUGGAUCGGCCUCUGUAUUUCGUCUGUCUUUCGCUGCCUCCGCUAGCAAAGCAUCGCAGCAAAAUCACAUAGCAAAUCUUUGCACCAAUGACGCUAAGGAAGGAAGAGGGGAAAUAGAUAACUUUAAUGGCUGAUGGACGGAGGGAACAUAAUCCAGUUGUGAAACAUUUGGCGUGAAAUGGGAGGAAUUUCGGGGAAUGGAUCUUGUCAUUGUUUUUAUUUCCUUUUUUAUUGAUGCACGGUUUUCCUUUUUGGGUCUGAACCUUAUUUUUCGACGCUACUUAUUGAUGGUAUCGAGAUUCUUUUUACAUUUUGUUAUGACAGGCAAGGCAAUAUUCGAGACUUUUUCCGCGAGACAUGGGCUUUGUAUUGUAUUGCAUGAUAUGUGGGGUUUAUCUUGAUUUUGAUGUCGAUCUGAUCUGAUAUGAUGAUAUAUUGUGACAUGUGAAAUGUGAAGCAAUCCCA
Molecule: messenger RNA, 1489 nt
Organism: Botrytis cinerea B05.10
Lineage: Eukaryota; Fungi; Ascomycota; Leotiomycetes; Helotiales; Sclerotiniaceae
Exons: 6
Coding region: 310-915 (201 amino acids)
Biological process (GO): protein secretion; regulation of exocytosis
Molecular function (GO): GTPase activity; GTP binding
Source: RefSeq, a predicted model, not a curated record